AUGCCAGACAAGGUGGAGAAUAUUUUAAUGCUCAUAGUAGCUGGAGAGUUUUCAGUGGGGAUCUUAGGGAAUGUAUUCAUUGGGUUGAUAAACUGCAAGGACUGGGUCAAGAGCAGGAAGAUUGCCUUCAUCGAUUUAAUCCUCACAAGUCUUGCCGUCUCCAGAAUUUGUCUAUUGUGUAUCAUACUAUUGGAUUGUUUUAUACUGGUGCUGUAUCCAGAUGUCUAUAGUUCAGGUAAACAGAUGAGACUCAUUGACUUCUUCUGGAUGCUCACCAACCAUUUCAGUGUCUGGUUGGCUUCCUGCCUCAGCAUUUUCUAUUUCUUCAAGAUAGCUAAUUUCUUCCACCCUCUUUUCCUCUGGAUGAAGUGGAGAAUUGACAGAGCAAUUCUCAGGAUUCUACCAGGGUGCUUGGUACUCUCUGUGUUUGUUACCCUUCCAGUCACUGAGAAUUUGAAUGAUGAUUUCAGGCACUGUGUCAAGUCAAAGGGGAAAUCAAACUUAACUUGGAGGUGCAGAGUAAAUAAACUUCAAUAUGCUUCCACCAAGGCAUUUCUCAACCUCUUCACGCUGCUGCCUUUUUCCAUGUCCUUGAUCUCAUUUGUCCUCUUGAUUGUCUCCCUGUGGAGACACACCAGGCAGAUGCAGCUCAAUGCCACAGGGUGCAGAGACGUCAGCACAGAAGCCCACGUGAGAGCUAUGAAAGCGGUCAUCUCCUUUCUCCUCCUCUCCAUCUACUAUUUGGCCUUUCUCGUAGCCACCUCUAGCUACUUCAUGCCAGAGACUGAGAUAGCUGUGAUUGUCAGUGAGUCGAUAGCUCUAAUCUACCCAUCAAGCCACUCAUUUAUUCUCAUACUCGGGAACAAUAAAUUAAGACAAGCAUCUCUAAGGUUGCUUUGGAAAGUAAAGUAUAUUCUAAAGGGAAGAAUAUGCUUAUCAAAUAAACUGGUCUGA
Messenger RNA from Tupaia belangeri chinensis (Chinese tree shrew), 954 nucleotides. RefSeq names its product taste receptor type 2 member 7-like. The record is from RefSeq and is a predicted model, not a curated record. Gene Ontology annotation, cellular component: membrane. Gene Ontology annotation, molecular function: G protein-coupled receptor activity; bitter taste receptor activity. Lineage: Eukaryota; Metazoa; Chordata; Mammalia; Scandentia; Tupaiidae. Gene Ontology annotation, biological process: sensory perception of taste; G protein-coupled receptor signaling pathway; detection of chemical stimulus involved in sensory perception of bitter taste.